GCGGAGCUCCGAGGACACCGCGGCGGGCCAGAGAGCGCGGAGGGCUGGCGGUGCUUGGUCCGCGGCGCACUCUCGCCUCCAGCCAGCAGCGCUCGGUGGUAACCUCGUCUCACCCGGGCGCUGCCUGCCAGAGAGACGUCAGCUUGUCGCUGCGCCAGCCGGAGCAGCCUGCCCGCCUCGUCCCCUCGCGCCGGCGGUGCAAGUGGCCCAGCUGAUCCGGCGGGAGCAGCGCAGGUCGGCUCCCGGGCUCUUGCCCCUUCGGAAGCGCGCGCGCGCUGGCUUGGGGGGUAGGCAGGGACUUGUAGCGCCGCGAGCCCAGCCCGCCUCUUCUCCCCAGCCCAGGGCGGCACUUGCGCCAGCUUUCGAGUUUCCCUUUCGCCUCGGAAGGGAUGGCCCCGCUCCGCGGCCGCUGGUAGAAGCGCCCGGUUCUUGCGGCUGCCCCCCGUCCCCCAGCCAAGGGCUGUGCUUGCGAGCGCUCCGAGCGCAGGAGGUACCCCGCGCCAGAGAAGGAGCGGCGCCGGCUGAUCCCGCGAGCUCAGCAGCGAGGGGAGCAUGGAGGUGCACGUCGGCCUGGGCAGGGUGUAUCCCCGGCCGCCGGGAAAGACCUUCCGAGGAGCGUUUCAGAGCCUCUUCCAGAGCGUCCGCGAAGCUUUCCAGAGUCCCGCGCCCGGCGCUCUGCGAGACGAGGCCGGUCCCAGUCACCAGGCGGCGGCGACAGGCAGCUCCUCUUCCUCUGGGCAAUGUCAGCCCAGCGCCCGCUUGCAAGAGCCCAGCGCUCGGCAGCCGCCGUCCCAGCAGCCGCCAGGCUCUCCCUCUUACCUGCCGCUGGAGCAGCAGCCCCAGGCGAGCAAAGGGCUGCAGCCUGACCGCAGGGAGCCUCCCCAGGCGGCGUCAUCUGGCCCCUCGUCUCUGGCCCUGCUGGGUCCCUCCUUCCAAAGCUGCCCCGGGGACCUGAAAGACAUUCUGGGCGAGAGUAGUCUUUUGCAGCCGCCCGAAGGCGAGCCGCACAGCGGCGGCGGCGGCGAAGAAGCGCCGCCGGACAAGGAGGACUACUUGGGCGAGAGCGCCAAAGAGCUGUGCAAAGCCGUCUCCGCCUCCAUGGGCCUGGCAGUGGAAGCGCUCGAUGCGCCCGGCGCCGGCGGCGAGUUGGUGACGACCCGCGGCGACUGCAUGUUUGCCCUGCCUGGCGCGCACGCUCGGCCCCUGACGAUGGGCGGCUGCAAGAUCGUCGAAGCCGAGCAGGAGGGCGGCGGCGGCGAGGGCGCGCUGGCCAUGGACGUGCCCGGCCACCUCAGCCUCUACAAGGGCUCGCCGGAGCUGGACGAGCCGUCGGCGGGCGCCUUCCAGAGCCGCGACUGCUAUAACAUACAGCUGGCGCUAGCCUCGCACGGCCGCAUCAAGCUGGAGAGCCCCCUGGAGUAUGCGGCCGGCGGCGUCUGGGGCGCGCAGUGUCGGCGCCCCGGGGAAAUGCCCGCCUUUGCGCCCCACUAUGGCGGCCCUCCCGGACCGGGUUGGCACCCCUUCUUCGCCGAAGAAGGACAGCUCUACGGACCCUGCGGAGCCGCCGAGGGCGCGGCCCCGAGCCCCUUCGGCUACUGCCGAAGCCAAGGACCGGCGGGGCAAGAAAGCGGCGAUCUCCCGUCCGAGGUGUGGUACCCAGGCGGCGUGGUGGGCAGGGUGCCCUUCGCUCCGGCCGCCGGCUGCAUCAAGACGGAGCUCACCCCCUGGAUGGAGGGCUACCCGGGGGCCUAUGGAGACAUGAGGUUGGAGUCUGCAAGGGACCAUGUUCUACCCAUUGACUAUUACUUCCCACCGCAGAAGACAUGCUUGAUCUGUGGGGAUGAAGCUUCUGGAUGCCACUAUGGAGCGCUCACCUGCGGGAGCUGCAAAGUAUUUUUCAAAAGGGCAGCUGAAGGUAAACAGAAGUACCUGUGUGCCAGCCGGAAUGACUGCACCAUUGAUAAGUUCCGAAGGAAAAACUGCCCUUCCUGUCGCCUGCGAAAAUGCUACGAAGCAGGAAUGACUCUCGGAGCCCGCAAGCUGAAGAAAUUGGGCAAUCUGAAGAUGCAAGAGGAAGGAGAGGCAGCCGGUCCAUCAAGUCCCACAGAAGAGCAAGCCACAAAGAUGUCCAUGACACGCAUUGACAGCCUGGAAUGCCAGCCAAUCUUCCUCAAUGUCCUGGAAGCUAUUGAGCCUGGUGUGGUUUGCGCUGGCCAUGACAACAACCAGCCUGACUCCUUCGGUGCCCUUCUGACCAGCUUGAAUGAGCUUGGCGAGAGGCAGCUGGUGCAUGUAGUGAAAUGGGCAAAAGCCUUACCAGGGUUCCGUAACUUGCACGUGGAUGACCAAAUGGCAAUAAUUCAGUACUCCUGGAUGGGCCUGAUGAUUUUUGCAAUGGGAUGGAGAUCAUUCACCAAUGUGAACUCUCGGAUGCUUUACUUUGCUCCAGACUUGGUUUUCAACGAGUACCGGAUGCACAAAUCCAGAAUGUACAGCCAGUGUGUCAGGAUGCGGCAUCUGUCUCAAGAGUUUGGAUGGCUUCAAAUUACUCCCCAAGAAUUUCUCUGCAUGAAAGCUCUGCUCCUCUUCAGUAUUAUUCCAGUGGAUGGCCUGAAGAAUCAGAAGUUCUUUGAUGAACUUCGGAUGAACUACAUCAAGGAACUCGAUCGUAUUAUUGCUUGCAAGAGGAAAAAUCCCACAUCCUGCUCUCGACGUUUCUACCAGCUCACCAAGCUCCUGGACUCUGUGCAGCCUAUUGCCAGAGAGCUGCAUCAGUUUACAUUUGACCUUUUAGUUAAGUCCCACAUGGUGAGCGUGGACUACCCAGAAAUGAUGGCUGAGAUCAUCUCGGUACAAGUCCCCAAGAUCCUCUCUGGAAAAGUGAAGCCCAUCUACUUCCACAUACAGUGAUGGAGAGACAGCAGAGCCCUUGUGGCUGAGGUCAGCCCCCCUCCCCGCUGCUGCCACCUCCAACGCCUGUUCAGCCUUCACCUGCCUGUUAUUUCUGCACUUCUGCACUGCAGUGCCUUGGAACACUGGAUGUCAUGAAGAUAUACAGUCAUAACAAAGAAACUACCUGCUGGGUUUCUUUCCGUUUUGAUGAGGGCUACCCUUCAAGUAGAGCUAUUUGCCCUGGCUUUAUCCUCUUUUGAAUGGCUCAGUUAUGUGUGUGGAUCCCACUUCAACAUCUCCUCCUUCUCCUCCUUUUCUUCCUUUUCUGGUGUUGUGGCACUUGUUUACAUUCAUGUGCUUGUGCAUUUUCCACAGUGGCUUUUGUAGCCCUGCGCCAUCAUGGGAAGCUUUAGAUUCUGAAAUCACAUGGACACACACCCACAUCACCUUUUGGUCGUUCUCCCUGUUGCUGUUUAUUUUAUUGUUUCUUUUUUUUAAAAAAAGACAAAAACAAAAAUCUAAGCUGACAAGCAGGUUAUUAAAAUUAAAUACUGGGAGUGGGGAAGAACUUUGUUCUGUGAAUGAGUAAUUUUUUUUCUUACUCCUUUGAGCAGUUUUGCCUUUCUGUUUUUUUCGGAUGGGUCGCCAAUCUCUCCAAAAUGCAGGAGAAUAGUAUAUCUGAGAACAGGAAGUGAGAACUGUAAAUCCUGUACUCAAAACAAGGCAGAGAGAAUGUAGUGGAAUUAUGAAUGUAGUGCAAAAACAAACAAACAAACAAAAAGGGUGUGUUGUCACAGCUGUGGGCAUCACACAGACUCCGAUUCCACAGAGCGCCCCUGUGCAUGUAAAGAAGUCUCUACCCCCAUUCUUGCUCUGACCUAUGCACAGAGAGGCAUCACGUUCCCACUGCGCAGACCGUCAGACCCACCACCAGAACCACUGUCUGAAAACCUUACCCUGCAAUGGCAGAUUCAUUUCUCCAAUUACUGUGAGGCCCUUACAGCCACAUUUACUUGACACAAAGUGCCCAGUCCAUACAGUGGUUCUUGUGUUCAUAAAAAUGAAACAAAACAUUGAGAAAAGCUGGAGGUAAUUCUUACAAGCUUUUUGUUGUUAUUAUUAUUAUUUCUGUGGACCACGAGCCGAAACUGAAACGUUGCCCAAUGAAUGUGAACACAUUCCAGUUUUGAGCAUUUUUAUUUUCCUGUCAUGAAGGAGACUCUGCUCCUGAGAAGGCAGCCCUUUGGUUCUCAGUGGCCUCCACCCAGCCAGCUGCUUAACCUCUAAGUCAUCUCUCCAUUGAGCUCUGCCUGCCACCAGUGAGAGACGUCUGAAGACCUCCUUAUGUGACUUAUUCUUGGAGCGUGUGGCAGAUGAGGGCUUCAGAAGCAACGCAAAACAAGGACUCUGCAUCCCCUGGGCCUCCUGAGGAGCACACAGGCCAUUGGUCCUCCUCACCUACUCCAUUGGGGAAGAACGUUUUCUAAAUGACAUUAUGGUACAUUGGAAAGAGGACAGAAGGGGGGGGCUUUCCUUCCUGUGAUUCCUGCAGUAGAGAUUGACAUUCAUCAUAAGGAACAUGGAUGGAACCCAACAAACCUUAAAAAUGUAAACACCUUUGCUGUGAAAACAAGCCCCUCUUUCUCAUUAAGCUACACUAGAGUUCGUAAAAUCACUGGCCAUACAAUCUCAUGAGAUGACGCGAAAGGAUUCUAAGCUGUCUUCUGUGAAUGGUCAGGAAACAUCUCUGGGUUGUUUUGUUGACAAAAAAAAAUGCUAUGGAUUGUGCCUUGGAACAGCUCAACUGAAUGUGUUAAAAGGUUCGUUGGUUCUCACAAGAUAGUUUUCAACCAUCACUUUUCUUUCCUAAGCCCGUUCUGCCAGCUCUUGAGCAGCAAGAAAAUAUCAUGAGCUGUUUGGCCCAUUUUAUUUCUGGAAGAUUGGAUGGGAAUUGUGCUGCUCCAUCCCACAAUCUUUAGGUAGUGAUAUUUUACUACUCUUUAGAUUUCAAGGUGGCUUGGUGUGAGCAUAAGGCUUGCUCAUCCCUGGAGUUUAAUCUGCUUGUAUUGUUCAGUGGUAACCUGACAGUUGUGGCUUUGAUGGGUUUUGAAUACCUUGCCCAGUCUGCAGAGUUAUGCUUUGCAGAGAUGCAUUCUUAAAAUGACCACUGCCCAGAAUAUCCCCCCUCCAAAAAAAGGCAGCAAUGGGAAUAUUCUGGGUCAUUUUAAGAAUGCAUCUCUGCAAAGAAUGAUUUGACUUGAUUCUUUUCAGUUGAUGCCAUCCACUGCUUUGUUGAAACAGACUUGGAAGGUUUUUCUGAAUGGUCACACUGCUUAGGAGCUUUGCUUCUUUGGGGGAGGAUGAAGUAGCUCAAAAGUCUUAGUCUGCUUGCUUUACAAUUUGACAGCUUUUCAUAUUGUAGGAUUGAGGAUGCUGUGAAAGAGUUGGCUGGUCUUGAUCUUGGUCAGGCAACUUCAAGAGAUGAUGGAACACUUGGAAGUGCAGCAAUUUAAAAAAAUGUCAUGAAGAUAUACAUUUUGGAUAUUUGAUGCACCUCUCACAUUCAGCAGAACUGGUUAAAAAUCUGUUAUGCUCUGAAACAUCCACAACUUUACAUCAAAUGCAGAUUUACUGUUUUCUUUGCAAAUGCGGCAGCUGAGAAACAAAUCCCUUCUGUGGCCCCCAUGAGCAAAGAUGAUGCACAAAUACUGAAAACAGUUCUGUAGCUGAAACUGCUGGGAAUUGUUUAGGAAGGAUACAAGUGUCAGCUUGACUGAAGUUCUCUCCACUGAAUUUCACUCAUGGGUUGCCUGUAACAGAAAUGGCUGUGGGAAAUGGUAUGUUUUUGGUUCUGUAGCACAUAUACAUACAGAUAUAUACAGAUAUAUAGACAUAUAUAUUAAGCCUCAAGGUGGUUUUCCCCUUCCCCAUGCCCAAAUCUUCUGAAAAGGUAAUCUGGGCAUUCAAGUGCUCCAUUUUCUUGAAAAAUGACCAGGAGUCCUCCGGCAUCUUAAACACCUACAGAAAGCAGGAAGUGGCAACUCAGAUAUCCCUGGUUUAUAUAGCAGCGUCUUCAUGCACCUGAUGAAGUAGCUUCUAACCUACAAAGUGCUCCAGGAUUCUUUGUAUUCUGCUGCUAUGACAGACUUUCAUAGCCGUCCUUUUGGAAUCUGUCCCCAUGCUCCUUAGCACCAGGCCAUGCCAUGCUCCUCUGAUGCAUUGGCUGACAUUUAAGACUGGGGGGCAUCCUCUGCAGAUGUGCAUUGGAACCCCUGAGGAUCUUUGGGUCAUGACUGUGUCUUGAAGAGUUACCGAAUGAUUGAUUCAGAACACCUAUAAUGAAUACCAUGUAAAUACGGGGGGGGGGGAGAAAUAAUGGUGGUGGGAAAUUAAGUAUUUACUUUCUUUGGUUUAUUUACAGUGGACUACUGCUACAACAGUUUAAAAAAAACUUGAGAAAUACCAAAGGCAUUGACCAUGGCUUAGCCAUCAGCCCUUAUUCUUAUCAUGAAUUUUAUGCAUUAUGCUUUUUUUUAAAAAAAAACUUAUGCUUGAGUACCUUCUCUUUUGCCACGUGAAAGUUGCCCUUUACUCAACAGUGGUAGUUCAGUCAUUUAACUUGCCCAGCCGAUUUCUCCCUUUAAACUCACAGCCCUCCUCUCUGCUCUCCUGCUGAUAAAAUUGGGGAUGGGAAAUGUGCCCAGCACUUCCUGCCAUGUUUUGCAGAAUGUAGUCUGUUUGUCAGGCCAUGGCAAUGGUGAGUAUGAACCACACCCCUGCAUGGCACAUCCAAACAGUGUCUCAUGUGGCUCUUAACUAGGCUCAUCCCCAUGCCUGUAGAGGCGCACAUCACACCACACUUGAUGUUUCACUGGUGCAUAUACCAGUGUGUACAUAGUAGAUGGUAAAGUGCUAAUUGUUUUGUACAGUCUUGAGGUCCCUGGCCAAACCGUCCUCCAGCUUCUGUGAAAGCAGAGUGAGGCCAUCACUUGAAGGCAUUUGAACAUCCCAAGCUUACUUGAAAUCCCCAUAGAAUGUUUGCCCUUCAGUUAGAAACAAAGAAAGCUCUUGAGUAUUUGGCAUUGAUGAUGGUAUCUCUCCAUCCUGGAGUUUGGGGGGUGGGGGGCUUGUGUGUGUUUUAAGAAUUUGCACGUAAAGCAUCCCUUCCUUCCCUUUCUUGGGGAAGGGGUGGGGGAGAAUGGCCUGUGCCCCAAUCUGAGUUACUACAGGAUUUUGCAGGAGCAGCUUGUAAAAUUAUGCUAUUUCUGCUGCUCACUUGUAAGUUUUCUUCUAUUUUUCUUUUCUUACCCAAAUAAUGUGUUGUUAGUAUAAUCACCAAAGAACAUUUAUUUAAAAUGGAAAAAACAUUAGGGUUUUGUUUUGCAAAUCACACAGUGGGGGGGAUUAUUGUGAUGUUUUUAUGCAAUGCUGUUCAUCAGCCUUAGGUGGGAAGGGCUUACCGUGCCUGUCUGGAGGGAGAGCUCAUGUUUCUUCUUUUCUCCCCUGGUACAUAUUGAAAUUUGAUUGUACAGAUGUGCGGACUCAGUCGCCCAUUUUGACCUGCAGAUGAUAACUGCUAUGGAACGGGUUGCACCUUUGGUUUAAAGGGAACACAUUUUGCAGAAUGAAUGCUUGGCUCCUGCUCCCUUUGGCUGACAUGAAAGGGUCUCCACUCACGUGCAUAGCCAUGUUCAGAGUGAGGGGGAAAGGUUUUGUCACUGGAGAGUGUGUUGGCUUCUGCAGCGCUCUCGUUCUGCGAUGCCUACAAGGAAUGGGAGGGGGGAAAUUCCAUGCUACUAUAAUAACCAGCAUCCCAAACACCCUUCACUCUGUGAUCUUCACAUUUGAGUGAGAGACCAUUGCACCCUGAAAGCAAAACAAAGGUGCCUUGAAUGGAUUGAGGGGGAGACCAUGUAAGAGGGGGAUGCCACAGCCCCCCCAGAAAGGAGCAACACCCAGGCAGGGAGGGCAGUGCGCAUGGUUAUGGCCAGGUUGCCCAGGGCCAGAAGGUGGGCAAAGGAGGCCAGUGGGAUGCACUGUUGCUGAGUGCAAAGCUUUCCUUGCUUGCUCCAGAGCACCAGGGGCUCUUUGCUCCCUUCCUUCCCUUUGACAAUGCUGCUCCGUUCCUCUUGGGAGAGUCGUGGCCCUGCAGCUGUUGGCCUCCGCAGUUGCAUGAAGCCAACAGCCCUGCUGAGCAUUUUGCAAUAUAGCUGGUGGAUUUGGAGAUGUUCUGUAAAGAUUAUGGCACUUAGUAAAAAAAGAAGAUGGUAUAUUACUUGUUAACCUGUUUAUGUAUUGUUUAAAAAAUAAGGUUUCCAUAUAUAUGUGUUUUUUUAAAAAAAAUGUUAGGUGGGAAAAUUAGGGUGGUUGGGCUGCUAGCCCAUCAGAGCUGUCUGUUUUGGGGGGAGGGGCAUUUGUGAAAGAAGAUAGAAUUGGGGUUUUCAGUUGUCUUUUUUGCAGCCAAAUAAGCUUGUGAAGCUAACAAAAUAUCAAAACCAGCAGAACAGCUGAAAUAUAUAACAAUUUGGUAAACGUUUUGUGUAUGUGCGUGUGCGUGUGUGUGGGGAGGGGGUUGACUUCAGCUCUGAUGGAUGCCAAAUGGGUUGGCUGGAAACAAUAAAGGAAUAAAAGCCAGCCUGUUUUUCUCUUUCUUGUGCUAACUGGGGCUGCCAAGCGUUCACCAGCCCCUGUGAGUGAUCUUCAGCAAGGCUUGCCAUGAUUUUGAGUGCCCAGAGAGAAGGAACUGGGUUUCCUUCAACCAGUUGCCUUUAACUAAUGGUUCAAGUAACAGCAACAAGGGAAGGUUCUCUGCCGAAGCUGAUGAGAGAACUGAUUAGAGUCAGCAUUAAACAGCAUAACACAGAAUGAUGCACAUUGAUGGGGACACUGGGCGCCACCUACCAGGAUCACCAGGAUCUGUGGAAAGGGGUGGGACUUGGGUUAGACGUGCCCCAUGGUGAACAGUCCCCUUCAAGAACCAAGCCCUCCAUCUGCAAAGGCAGAGUUGCAAAGACUACCCUUGGGAGCUGGAGCCAGCCAACCUCACAGGUAUUCAUUGUGGCUUAUAAAUCAGAAAGCGGUGGGGAUUUCUCACACACAGGGUUGGGAAAGGAGAAGGUAGUUAAGCAAAGUAUAUUAGAAUGACAAAUAGAGACAGAAAUCAAACCCCUUGUUUCUUGACUUCUUGGUUUCACCAGGGCAAAUUUCAUGCUGUAAUUCAGAUCUCCCUUUUUUUGUAAUCUUGGAUUCUAUUGUUGCUCCAAAUACAAUUUUAAAAAGCAAACCUUUGGUUGUUGGAAUAUAUUUGUGUAUGUGGCUUUUUUUCCCUCCCUGCUGGCAUGCCUUUGGGAAAGGACUUCUACUGGUGAGGGUGGGGGUGG
Rhineura floridana is the source of this 9272-nucleotide messenger RNA. It is a transcript of the gene AR, whose product is annotated as androgen receptor. Lineage: Eukaryota; Metazoa; Chordata; Lepidosauria; Squamata; Rhineuridae. Bases 553 to 2910 code for a protein of 785 amino acids. Gene Ontology annotation, cellular component: nucleus. Gene Ontology annotation, molecular function: sequence-specific DNA binding; zinc ion binding; steroid binding. The record is from RefSeq and is a predicted model, not a curated record. The transcript is spliced from 8 exons. Gene Ontology annotation, biological process: regulation of DNA-templated transcription; male gonad development; androgen receptor signaling pathway.